AAAAGGAGUGAAAAAAAUGUAUGCCCAGUUUGUGAAUUUGAUCAAGGUGUUAAUGAUUUUCUUCGUAAAUAACAGCGCCUUCUUAAACAUUUUUGUGUAAAACAGUGCAUGCAUUUGGUACAUUCAAAGUCUAAAAUAUAAUUUUUGUAAAUUUGAUCAACGUAAAUAGUUAAAUGGUUAAGUAUCCAUAUCGUCCUUCGCACUCUUGAAUUUCCCUAAUUUGGAAUGAAUAUUUGUAGUCCUCAACAACAGGAGAGGAGAGUACACGUCCUCUUUUUUCUCUCUCACGAUUAUUUUUUGUUUUUUUAAAAUUUUGUGUAAAUUACUUAAUACUCAGUUUUCGAGUUUGUGAUAUUGGCGUCAUUCCGGACCCUCAAGUCAGUGGUAGAUGAUUUUUAACACCUAGACCUUAAAUGACCUUUCUGUGCGACUUCUUAUUUUGAUGUCAACCGACCUCCCCUGAUUUGUCAAAGUGGACUCUACUUCCUGAAUAGUGCCCACUCCACUCUUCGGUAUUUUCGGGGCACUCACAAGUUUUGAGUGGUUUACUCUGUGUUUCCGGUCUCCUCCCACAUCCCAUUUUGGACUGGAUUCUAACAACUACGCUGUGGGCAAAGCGGAUUAAUUUGCCCUUGUACAAAAGCGCUCUGACCGAUGGCGCUAUACAAAUUUCGAUCUCAUUCAGGUCCAUUGUUCCAGUUUUCAAAAUUCUUGAGUCAUAUAUUAAUUUUUGAAAUUUGUUCAGCAACAUCAGCAAAAAAAACCUCGAAGGAUAUGAUGUCUACCCUGGCUGAUAUGAUUUCAACUUCCAUCUCUAUACACUACAAUGUCAUCCAUCGGUAACGAAGCCUCAAAAAGGGUAUGAAAAACGUAACGUCGUGCCCACAUGGAAAUGUCCAAACUGCACAUCGUCUAUUAACGAAACAAAAUUAUGCAACUCGGCUCUCGUCGGAGUCAACUUCCUCAACUCAUCAUCUGUUCUGCAAGAAAAUUCUCCUCCUCACUCUCCAAGUUUAACUUCCACUUCCUGCAAAAGUAUCGACGCAAAACUACAGUCAAUAGUUUUAAAUAAACGAGUUAAUAGUUGUAAAGAUAAUACGAUAGUUCGCCAAGGAAUUUGUAAGAUAAAUAUAAAUAAAGGUUUAUUAAUUUGUCAUCAAAAUGCCAACAGUAUUAGAAAUAAGUUUGAUGAUUAUGUUUUAUUACUGAAUGAAAGUGCGAUUGAUGUUUUAGCACUUACCGAAAGUAAACUAGACCCUUUACGAGAUAAAAGUAAUAUGUACUUAAUUGAUGGUUAUAGUUUAUAUAGAUUUGACCGUACUUAUAAUUCAGGUGUAGGAACUCUAUUUUAUAUCAAGUCGCACUACAAUGUUGAGUUUUUGGACACACAUUUUGCAAUUCCGGAACAUUCAGAAUGUAACAUAUUGAAGUUGCAAUUUGCUAAUGCUAAGCCAAUGUUAAUUUGCUGUAUGUACAUACACCCAAAUAUUGCAAAGAAUAAUGUUGUAGUGUUCUUUAGGAAUGUCAACGCCUUUCUCUGUUCUCAAAACUUAGAAUAUUUUAUAAUUGGUGAUUUGAAUCUUGACUUACUUAAGAAAUGUCCAGAGUCCUUUCAGUUAUUUUUUGCUUGUAAAGAGUUUGGUCUUUGGCAAUUAAUUGACGGUUUAACUUUUAAAGGUCAGAGUUUGUUAGAUCAUAUGUAUACUAACAGAAAAGUUAAUAUUAUUCAAAAUGGUCACCACCCGUGGGGUGGGACUGACCAUGACUUAACAUUUGUAGUCAGGAAGGUUUCUAGACAAAAAAUGAAACCAAUGCUUAUUUCUUAUCGGAAUUACCAAAAUGUUGACCCAAUUCUCCUUUCUACAGAUAUUGCAAAAUAUAGAUUUGACAUUAGUGCUUCCAUUUCUGAACAAAUGUUAGAUUUUAAUAAUUAUGUACUAACUCAGUUGGAUAAAUAUGCCCCAGUUAAGAAACGUUAUGUUAAGCCAAAAAUGAAUAACUGGUAUACUUCUGAGUUAUCAAAGUUAAGAAAACAAAGAGAUAAACUUCAUAAACUAGCGCACACUUCUAAAUCUGAUGGUGAUUUCAAGAAAUUUCGAUGGAUCAGAAAUCGUUACAAUACUAAACUUACGCAAACUAAGAAAUAUUAUUAUAAUGUUAAAUUUAAAGAGAGUGCUAAAUGUACUGUUAGUUUAUGGAAUAAUGUAAAUAAUUUAACAGGAUUUAGAAAAAAACAAUGUAUAUCCAUACCGAAACUUGUGCUGCCGAAUAAUGUGGUUAUUGAUAGCCCAGAGAGGAUUAAUGAAAAAUUGGCCGAGCAAUUUAUUGUGAGUCAGGUUUCAAAAUUACCGGCAAAUGAUUUAGAUUUAGAAAUUAACAACUAUUGUCGAAAUUACAACAAUGAUGACUCAGUCCUUCAGACUGAAGCUCAGAUUUGUGAAGUGAGUACUGAGGAAGUAUAGAAAGUGAUGUUUGAAUCGAAAAAAGACACGAGAAGUGAUUUGUAUGUACCACUGAAGAUCUUGAAGUCGUGUCAAGUAAUUGUUGCUGCUCAGUUAGCUUUACUGUUUUCGCUUAUAUCUAAAUCGUCAUUCACUCCUCAAAGCUUUAGAUCGGCUAUAAUUACCCCGUUGUAUAAAGGUAAAGGUAAGAAGACAGAUCCAAAUAAUUACCGUCUUAUUAGUUGUCUUACUGUAUAUUGUAAACUAUUCGAAAGAUUAUUGUUUAAUAGAAUACAACAAAGAAUAGACGCUAAUCUAUGUAAACAACAGCACGGUUUUAGAAAAAAUAUGUCAUGUAAAACAGCAUUGAUUGAAUUUACCGAUUAUUUGUACAACUCUCUUGACAAACCGAAUGGAAAGGUCAUAGCGGUGUAUUACGAUGCUAGAUCUGCAUUUAAUAGUGUGGACAGAUCAUUGCUUUUAAAGAAAUUGAUGUUACAGUUUAAAUUACACCCUGUUUACAUUAAGCUAUUGAAUAACUACUUGAAUAAUCGUUGUAUAUUAAUGAAGGGUGAUUCAAAAUAUUAUGAUAACCCUACAGGCUUAUCACAGGGUGCCGCGAUUUGUCCACUUCUUUAUGCGGCAUUCCAGGAUGACAUUUGUAAGAUCAUCACUAUACCGUUUUUGUUGUACUGUGAUGAUCUAGUUAUAUACAUAUAUGGCACAAAUUUAAAAGACAUGUUGCAACUAUUAAUGUGCAAGCUGGACUGAUUGAGAAUUGGUAUAGUGAGAAUAACAUGAUUAUAAAUUAUAGUAAGACUAAAUAUCAAAUAUUUCAUAAGCCACAAGAUAAGAUUCCCAUAGAAUUUGUUAAUUAUAAACUUAAUAUAAAUGGCAAUGAGAUCGAACAAGGGUCUACGUUUAAAUAUUUAGGUAUUAACAUUGAUUCUACGCUAAACUUUAAAGAUCAUUUGAGUAGUGUAACGAGUAGAGUAGCUGGUGCUUUGAAAUACUUGUAUGGCAUUAAGAGGUAUUUAACGGAAAAUGUGGUUUCAAUUCUGGUUAAUUGUAAUGUACAUGCGAUAAUUGACUAUUGUAGUGAUAUUUGGGCGGUUCAGACGCGUGUGCAAUUAGCACCACUUCAAGCAAAGGUUGACACUUUUUUAACACAAUAUUACUUACCGGUUAUAUGUAAGAAGGCCAGAAAUAGCAAGAAAAAAUGUCGAUUUAAGAUUAAUAUUGAUAAACUAAGAAUGAAAUGUAAUUUAUUAACGUUGGAAGAGAGGAGAGAUUUAUUUUUAUUGAAAUAUGCCUUUGUUCAUUUGUACAAGCAUGAUGAGACUCGUAGACAGGAACGAAGUUGGCCUCUCCUUCCAGUGUCUGCAUGUAAUACAACUUUCGCUAAUAAUAAUAUAAAUUGUCGCAGCAUAAAAUUAUGGAACUCCCUUCCAAGGGAAUGGACCAUAAAUGACCUUAAGUAUAAUGAGUUUGUUGAAAAAUGCAAGGUUUUUUUGGUGAAGAGUAGAGAUAAUGAAUUUAUUUAUUUUUGAGAAAUAUAGGUUUAGUUGAUUAGUAUAGACAGAUGUUUAUGCACAUGUUGUGUUAUAGCUUGUAAACCAGACUGAAUGUGACUAACACUUGAAUAAAGGUAAAUUGAAUUGAAUUGUAAUUCUGUGAGCAAAAUGAGGAAUACAAUGAGAAAAAAUAAAUUGACACAAAAUUUCAGAAAGCCAAUUGGGUUAUCGUAAACUUGCAAAAACAUCUGUAAAUUUGAUCAAGCUGUUCAUGAUUUUAUUAGUAAAUAUUUGUAUAAAAAUAAAUUAAAAUUUUGUAAGAUUUGAAGUCAAAAAUGUAA
Folsomia candida is the source of this 4296-nucleotide messenger RNA. RefSeq lists its product as uncharacterized. The transcript has 2 exons. Bases 1278 to 2462 code for a protein of 394 amino acids. The record is from RefSeq and is a predicted model, not a curated record. NCBI's taxonomy places the organism in Eukaryota, Metazoa, Arthropoda, Collembola, Entomobryomorpha, Isotomidae.